AACUAGUAGGUGCUUUGAAUCAAAUCCGAAUUGAAGUUUGGAAGAUAAUUAUCAACAUUCAAAAGUAGUGAAAAAAUGUACCUGAUAAGAGUUGUAUAGGAAAUUUCGGAAAAACAAUUUCAAAAAAACGUAUAAUCUUCAAAAGAAAAAGAUAACUGUCACACCAUACCAAAGACUUAUGUUUGUGACUAACCUGAAACACCAGUUUUGCGAUUUGUAAAUGAAAAUUUAAGACAUACAGGUGUAAAUUAGGUGUCUGGAAUUGUGUUUUAAAAUAUUUUGAUGACAAAAUGACUGCUCCAAUGGAAAGAAUACAAGUCUUAGAUUCUAUAGAGAAGGAUAUAAUAACAUGUCUUCAUAGUGCAGGUCAGGUAUUUGUUGAACUGAGCAAGGAAAAGUCUAGUCUUAAGCAGGCAGAAAACCAUACUCAGACGUUUUUGAAGACUCUCAGUACAGUAGAGAAUAAAUUAACUGAUCAGAUUAACUACUUAACACAAGUUUCAACUGGCCAACCUCAUGAGGGUUCAGGAUAUGCAUCGCAGAAAGUAUUGCAAAUGGCUUGGCAUAGAUUAGAACAUGCUAGAUCUAGAGUUAAUGAAUUAGAUAGGCUAAGAAUUAAGCACAUGCAAACUCGACCUGGAGUUAGGAAUAUGCCAGGAAAUGGAGCUAUGAUGCCUCAGCAACCUCAACAGCAACAAAUGCCUAUCCAACCUCAAGGAAAUAUGCAACAAUGAUUAUGUUUAGAAACCAUCUACUGUAUUGCUUGUAUCUUAGUGAGUUCGUUUUCUGUAUAUGUUAGUCAAUUCUAGGUUGUUUUUGCAGUAUAAUCAAAAUUUUUACCUAUUUGUGUUUUACUCAUAUUGAACUAAUUGUAUUUUUGUUUUUAUUAUAUUUACUUUCGAUCACUAAAUGGUCUGUCAAUAGAACAAAUUAAAUUGAAUUGAUUAUCAAUUUAUUCUUGAACGGACUCACAAAAAAUAUAUUUAUAUUGUUUGUUAGGGUUGAAUACUAAUAAAUUAAAUAUAAUGAUUGAAACGA
Harmonia axyridis is the source of this 1038-nucleotide messenger RNA. It is a transcript of the gene MED11, whose product is annotated as mediator of RNA polymerase II transcription subunit 11. Bases 291 to 734 code for a protein of 147 amino acids. The transcript has 2 exons. Gene Ontology annotation, cellular component: mediator complex. Lineage: Eukaryota; Metazoa; Arthropoda; Insecta; Coleoptera; Coccinellidae. Gene Ontology annotation, biological process: regulation of transcription by RNA polymerase II. Gene Ontology annotation, molecular function: transcription coregulator activity. The record is from RefSeq and is a predicted model, not a curated record.